Chlorocebus sabaeus (green monkey) is the source of this 2993-nucleotide messenger RNA. It is a transcript of the gene AIRE, whose product is annotated as autoimmune regulator. Gene Ontology annotation, biological process: regulation of transcription by RNA polymerase II; humoral immune response. Gene Ontology annotation, cellular component: cytoplasm; nucleus. The record is from RefSeq and is a predicted model, not a curated record. NCBI's taxonomy places the organism in Eukaryota, Metazoa, Chordata, Mammalia, Primates, Cercopithecidae. Gene Ontology annotation, molecular function: DNA binding; translation regulator activity; DNA-binding transcription factor activity, RNA polymerase II-specific.
CCCUCAGGGCCACACUCAGGGGCCCCGUUGUGGGGCCGGCCAUCUUCCUUCUAAAGCAGCUGGAGGAGGGAAGUAGGGGGUCAGUGCGAGCCUCAGUCCCCAGGCGAAUGCGCCCUUUUUAAAGAUCAGGGAACUGAGGCUCAGAGAAGGAAAGGACUUGCCUGGCAUCACACAGCCAGCCUAAGAUGGUGAAGUCAGGAGCCUCCCCGGGAACGCCCAGGGCUGCGGUACCGUCUCCUCCAUCAGACUGGGCCUCCACUCGGCUCCUCCCACAGCCCCAGGCGGGCCCCUGAGUAGGGGCUUUCAGCUUGUGUGGAGGUCCCCCAGGGACACCACCCCGAUCCAGCCUCCAUGGAGACUCUUGCCGGCCACUGGGAGGGGCCGUUGCACCCCGGGCAGCCCCUGCCAGGGCCCUGAGGCCCGAGCUCCCCGCCGAGGGCACCUGUCCCGGCUUUGCCCCAUUCGAGCAGGGCCCUGGGAGGCAGGACGGGGCCACACUGGGAAGUGAGAGGCCUCUGAGUCCCGCGCAGAGCAAGUCUCCGUCCCCAGCCCCCAAAGCAGCUGCCCUGGUGGGUGAGUCAGGCCGGUGCGGAGACUUCCCAGGAGCGAGGGAGGGAGCGCAGCGCCUUCAUCACAGGGAUGCGCCCCGCGGGAGGCUCUGGCCCUGAUUGGGCGCCGGGGCGGAGCGGCCUUUGCUCUUUGCGUGGUCGCGGGGGUAUAACAGCGGCGCGCUUGGCUCGCAGACCCAGGGAGACGGGCGGGCGCACAGCCGGCGCGGACGCCCCACAGCCCCUCCCCGGACCCGAGGCCAGGCGAGGGCCUGCCAGUGUCCCGGGACCCACCGCGCCCGCCCCAGCCCCGGGUCCCCGCGCUGACCCCAUGGCGGCGGACGCAGCCCUGCGCCGGCUUCUGAGGCUGCACCGCACGGAGAUCGCGGUGGCCGUGGACAGCGCCUUCCCCCUGCUGCACGCGCUGGCCGACCACGACGUGGUCCCCGAGGACAAGUUCCAGGAGACGCUUCAUCUGAAGGAAAAGGAGGGCUGCCCCCAGGCCUUCCACGCCCUCCUGUCCUGGCUGCUGACCCAGGACUCCACAGUCAUCCUGGACUUCUGGAGAGUUCUGUUCAAGGACUACAACCUGGAGCGCUAUGGCCGGCUGCAGCCCAUCCUGGAUAGCUUCCCCAAAGAUGUGGACCUCAGCCAAUCCCGGAAGGGGAGGAAGCUCCCGACCAUCCCCAAGGCUUUGGUACUACCACCCAGACACCCCACCAAGAGGAAGGCCUCAGAAGAACCUCGAGCUGCCGCACCAGCAGCCCUGACUCCAAGGGGCACUUCCAGCCCAGGCUCUCAACUGAAGGCCAAGCCCCCCAAGAAGGCGGAGAGCAGCGCAGAGCAGCAGCGUCUUCCACUUGGGAACGGGAUUCAGACCAUGUCAGCUUCAGUCCAGAGAGCUGUGACCAUGUCCUCUGGGGACGUCCCGGGAGCCCGAGGGGCCGUGGAGGGAAUUCUCAUCCAGCAGGUGUUUGAGUCAGGGGGCUCCAAGAAGUGCAUCCAGGUCGGGGGGGAGUUCUACACUCCUAGCAAGUUCGAAGACCCCGGUGGUGGGAAGAACAAGGCCCGCAGCAGCGGUGGCCUGAAGCCUCUGGUUCGAGCCAAGGGAGCCCAGGGCGCUGCCGCCGGUGGAGGUGAGGCUAGGCUGGGCCAGCAGGGCAGGGCUCCCGCCCCUCCAGCCCUCCCCAGUGACCCCCAGCUCCACCAGAAGAACGAGGACGAGUGUGCUGUGUGCCGGGACGGCGGGGAGCUCAUCUGCUGUGAUGGCUGCCCUCGGGCCUUCCACCUGGCCUGCCUGUCCCCGCCACUCCAGGAGAUCCCCAGUGGGACCUGGAGGUGCUCCGGCUGCCUGCAGGUGACAGUCCAGGAGAUGCAGCCCCGGGCAGAGGAGCCCCGGCCCCAGGAGCCACCCGUGGAGACCCCGCUCCCUCCGGGGCUUAGGUCGGUGGGAGAGGAGGUGAGAGGUCCACCUGGGGAGCCCCUAACUGGCAUGGACACGGCUCUUGUCUGCAAGCACCUGCCAGCCCCACCUUCUGCAGACCCCCUGCCAGGGCUGGACUCCUCGGCCCUGCACCCCCUACUGUGUGUGGGUCCUGAGGGGCAGCAGAGUCCAGCUCCUGGCGCGCGGUGCGGGGUGUGCGGAGAUGGUAUGGAUGUGCUGCGGUGUGCUCACUGCGCUGCUGCCUUCCACUGGCACUGCCACUUCCCGGCGGGCGCCUCCCGGCCUGGGACGGGCCUGCGCUGCAGAUCCUGCUCAGGAGACAUGACCCCGGCCCCUGUGGAGGGGGUGCUGGCCCCCAGCCCCGCCCACCUGGCCCCCGGGCCUGCCAAGGAUGACACUGCCAGUCACGAGCCCACUCUGCACAGGGAGGACCUGGAGUCCCUUCUGAGCGAGCACACCUUUGACGGCAUCCUGCAGUGGGCCAUCCAGAGCAUGGCCCGCCCGCUGGCCGAGGCGGCCCCCUUCCCCUCCUGACCCUGGACGGCCGGGACACGCAGCUCUGAUGGGAGGGCGCCGAGAAAGACACCUCCUCCCUCAGCCCUGGAAGCCGGCCGGCUGGGACCAAGAAGGGGACAGUGCCACGUCUUGUCAGUCCUCAGCUGUAAACACAGCCCUGUGUUUGUGGGGACACCAGCCAUCAUGUGCCUGGAAAUUAAAAUCUGUGGUUUCGAGGUGCUUGUCAGUGGGGGCAUUUGUUUGGGGCGUUCGUGUACCGUGUGCCUGGUGCCUGACGUGUUGGCCAAGCUGGCUGGAAGGGAGCUCGCCGUAAGGGAAUGGGGUGCCUGUGGGCAGGAGUUCACCAACAAAACCACGAGGCUCUGUUCCAUGCCCCCCACUGCCCCCCAGCAAAACCCGAGUCCUUGCUGUACACCCCGCAAGACCCUGCGUGGUCCGGUCCCCAACCCCGGCCUCCACCCCUUACUGUGCUCUUGGCUUCCCUC